Molecule: messenger RNA, 438 nt
Organism: Knipowitschia caucasica
Lineage: Eukaryota; Metazoa; Chordata; Actinopteri; Gobiiformes; Gobiidae
Source: the annotation of a GenBank genome assembly
AUGGGGGACAGUCAGAGUUACACCCUGGACCUGAUCCUGGACCUGAUCCUGGACCUGAUCCUGGACCUGAUCCUGGACCGGAUCCUGGACCGGAUCCUGGACCUGAUCCUGGACCUGAUCCUGAUCCUGGACCUGAUCCUGGACCUGAUCCUGGACCUGAUCCUGGACCGGAUCCUGGACCUGAUCCCGGACCUGAUCCCGGACCUGAUCCCGGACCUGAUCCUGGACAUGAUCCCGGACCUGAUCCCGGACCCGAUCCCGGACCCGAUCCCGGACCCGAUCCCGGACCCGAUCCCGGACCCGAUCCUGGACCUGGACCUGAUCCUCGACCUGAUCCCGGACCUGAUCCUGGACCUGAUCCUGUCGGAGGGAAGCUCCGGCAGCUCCGGCCUUUGUCCUGGAGGAAUGUGCCUGCACAGGACAGCAGGCGCACAGUAA